AUGGGUCGGUGAAAUGUGCUUUGAAGCGCUAUCAUUUUACGAAUAACUUAAUAAACAUUAUUUCUCAAGUUGAAUACUCAUAAUGUUUGUAAAAUUAUUGUCUUGCAUUUUUAGAUGCCUCGUUUGCGUUUGGAUGUCAGCAACGUUUCACAAAAAGUACUACUGGUACGGUUGUCAAUAUACAACAGUCAGCAUUUAAAGGUAAGAUGAAGACUAAAACAGUAUUCAACUCUUCGACAAUGUUUUUACAAACUCGUUCACUUCCCAGGUCGAUUAAGGUCAGGCUUAUCUAUAUGUUUAUAUGUGCAAUGCUGGUGUACUUGUACUAGGUAUAUUUGCCCCUAAAAGUCGUUUUCCACUUAAACCGUAUCGUACUGAAAAGUAGCGUAUUUCUCAGUGUUUCCUGAGCGGUAGUGUGGAGGUAUUUGCUUGUAGGCAAAACUACACUGGACUAGAUUUCAAGUACGCGCAAUUUGGUCAAGACUCAGAGGUAGGGACAGUCACAUUAUGCCGGCAUUUCUUUUAGCAUAAUAGGGAACCCUUUUGAGAUCGACCACAAUAGGCAAAGAGCGAGCAUGAUAGGCAAAAGUUUCGGUAUGACGACAUUUUGCCAACGUAAUUACGUAAUACACAUAUGUGACAACCAUCUGCGGGCCAGAGGACCUUGUUGAGGCCUCAUGCACUCAUGUUGCAAUAUAACAAACGUUAAUUAUAACAAACGUUAAAUUAAAUAAAGUUCUUGUUUUUUUGUGCUCUUGAUUGAAUAUGAUAUAGCAUAAUUAUGGGCGUAAUAGGGAAAAACUUUGGGCAUAAUAGGGAAAUGUCAGGAGCAUUUGAGAAUAGCAUAAUAGGCAUUUUUUAGCACAAUGUGCCUGUCCCUACAGUCAGAGGCGAAGCCAAAGGACUGGAUCAAAAUGCGAGGACUUGAAAUCUAGUCCAGUCCUCAUAGUCGGAUUUGAAAUGGCAUCUCAUAUAAAAUAUAAAUAAAUCACUACUCAAAGUGAGGUGAAUUAAUUUCGAUCCAGUCCUAGAACUGGAUCAAUAUACUUCACUAGGUAUCCAGUAUUAUCUACCCUGGAUUCCAGAGCCUUCGCGACAUUUCAAUUUAUUAUUUACUGUCGAAGGCUCUGGAAUCCAGGGUAAGUAUUAUCAUGUGAGCAAAAUAAAGCACUAUGGUUGGCUAAUGUAGAAUUAGCUAAUGAAGAAUUAUUAAUGAGUUUGAGAUAAUGUAUUCAAACUUCAAACUUAAGUUGGAAGCACUUUUCUCACAUGUCACUAUGAAUUUUCCCGCAGCUAGAGGACUGAGUAGUAUAGACCAAAAAGUGGUCAGUGUUCGCGUAACAUUCAUGUUGUUUCGAUCACGCACGAAUAUCUAUAGUGCGUCUUUGAUCCUCAGCUGCACUGAUUUGAAGACUAUGCUGGAGUGUUUUCAGUGAAAUGAGGCAAUGUUGAAGCAAGAAUACUAGAAGACCUAUAACGACAAGAUAUUUUUAAAUCUUGAUGUUUGUGAUGUUACUCUGAGUGUGCAUCCACACCGGAGUAACAUCACAAACAUCAUAUUCACCUGAGUACAUAACACCAUUAACACACACAAAUAUUUUUAAAUCUGUCAAAUUAUUCACAUAUCAAACUGUUAGAUUUUUAAGUUAGCUUAACCAUCAAGCGAAUGUCCUUGCCCAUGAACUUGAAAGAUAUAGCUUUCUGCACUUCAUGUGACGAGUUUUAGAACGUUUUAUACGCUAGAUAUUGAGACUCGAGGCUCGGCAGCAAUAGUUUAAGACGAAAGGGAGGCCGUUGAUGAGCAAUUUUUAUCUAGACAAUACGAGACCUUUCCCAACGAAAAACUGAUAGAAUCGCUUUUACCAUGUCAGCAACACCACACUAGAUUUGUGGUGGUUACAUCAACAUGGCCGCCAUUAGCUUCAUAUAUGCAUAGCCGAUCACUCUCCAGUGCUAGUCUUGCAUAGGAUCAGUGAUCUUCACCCCAAUCACAACCCUAACUGAUCUAACUCUGUGCGUGCGAAACAUGCGGACAGUAUACCGGAAAUGAGUAAUGUUCAAAAAUGUUUUGCAAAAAAUAGGUACGUAUCGCGUAAAUGUCGGUACACACGCACAGGCUACAUAAUCAGUGCAGCCAGUUUAGAUAUUAUCAAGUCUGUUUUUGAAAACUUCUGAAACCGUGUUCCCGAAAAGUAAACAUUGGUUUUGAUUUCCGGCAUUUAAUGCAUUCGGCACAAACGCUUUCCAAAACCAUAUAGUAAACUGCUGUCAGUAAACUCGCCCAAUCCUGAAAAAUCGUUGAUAGAAAUUACCAAAUUCUCUCAUAGUAUACAUGGGCAACACUUUUUUAUGGCUUCCAUUGAGCUUCAGUGAGAAAUACAAAAGUGUUUAACAGAUGGAUACGGAAUGGUGGGUGGAAAUUGUUUAGCUUUUUUAAACAAAGGCGGAACGGUUUUUAAGUCAGGAAAUUUUUGGCACAUGCAUAUUUAUGUUUAUAAAGUCUUUCAAUAGGGGAAGGUCGCCUCAAGAGAUAACGCCGCAAUUAAGUAUCUAGAUUGAAGAGGCUUGUCAUAGUUUAGGAAUAUAGAUUAACUCAAUGGCUUCAAGACAGGUUAGAAUAAUAAGCGGUCUAUAUGUUUACACGCUACGAUUUUUCGGGCAGAUUUUAGGUUUUGCUGAAUGUCAAUAAUGAGGAAAAUUAUUAGUUGAUGAUGUCGUCAGAUAACGUAUUUUUCAGACAUAAUUAAAGUGCAUCUGAAAUCGGGCCGACGCAGCGUCGUACCUUGCGAACGUCGGUGGCGCUGUGGUUAGUACAUGAACUUUCACCUCUGCAGUGACUGCGGUUCCAUUUCUGAAAUAUGCACUUGUCUGAUUAGAAUUUCGCCUCCUGACUCGCUUGUGACUGCAUGUUUGACUCUACCAAACACCACAGGUUUUUUUAGGUUUACUACCGUUGUAACACUGAACCAUGCAAGUAUAGUGUUAAUUUACUUCACCUCUAUAGUAUAGGCAAACAAGUUUAGAACUGAUACAGCUAUCCAGUUUAUAUAAAUCCUCUCUCAGAAUAACAUCGUGUCCAAUUUUAAGACUACAUUAAACUUCUUUUCAUCCGGUUGUGGGACUGGCUAAAAAAUGUACCUGAGCUGAAUUUGAACUUUAAAAAUCUCAAUCUUCCGAUUACUUAGAAUGGACUCGAUCAAUUAUUUUCUCAGUUUUGAAUUGUACAUGUAUAUAUUACUUGGCAGAAACCAAUAUAAUGUCUUACCAAUAUAAUGAUUAGCAUAAUUCGCGCGGUAUAGGAAUCGGGUCUCUCUCUCUAUAUAUAUAUAUAGAUCUAUAUAUAUAGUACUUAAACUUUAAUGUUUCUGUAAAAUUCUAUUUUCCUUUAAAACAACAUUAAAAACAUAAGAAGAUAUAUAGUCCCCUAUGACAGUUAUCCAAUUAAUUUCGUCUUGCAUAAACAGGCUCAAUUAAGAACACCCAGAUAGAAAGUGGACAUAUAUUAUAUAGUUAACAUCUAUACUGUUCAACAAGACCCCUUGUGCGUUAAGCCAGGCUUAAUUUCUAUUUACAGUUUAGCAGUUCAUUAUAAUAUCGAAACAAGGAGAUUAAUUACGCACUAAACCUGAUACUGUAUACUGUCCUUAAAAUAAGCCUCGUUUUUAGUAGCCAAAAUUAGAAGGUGAAUUUUUUAUGCAUGCUUGAACUAAUAUUAGAGUUGUUGAAAAGAUUUGUCACAUUUUAAAGUGCUUUUCAUAUCAACUGCUGGAGACACUCUUAGCUUUCAAUAAGUAAUAAAUCACUUCAAACGAGUAACGGUCUUCCUCCGUUUUCCAUCUUGUGAAAUAUUCUUUUAAACUUGCAGUACAUUAUACUUGAUCCCAAUACUUCUCUGUACGCAAAACUAAUUCCUUUGUAUCAAUUACCUCUUCGAUCUGCUUUUCAAAACUGAAUCGAUCGAAACUUCAAUGUGACAAAAGUAACAAUUUGCUUAUAAACUUGUGAAUACUGUUUAUCACCUUUUAGAUUACACGAAUCUCAAUAGCUUUCAUUAAGCAAUAAAUCAUUUUGAUUUAUAACUUUGCACUCAUUGGUUUCCGUUUUGUAUUUAACCUCGAUCAUAAUAAUGCCCAUACAACUAAACGACCUUAUUCUUAUAUUAAAUAUUGCUGAUUUCUACUGUUGAAUUUUCUCUCUGAAAUGAACACAAUUAGGCACAUUCAUUCAUAAAGUUACGGUGGAAAGUCUGCAAGAUUUACUUGAUAAGCCUAAAUACAUUCCAAUGUAAACGAUUCCAUUUAUUUCGAGUUGAAUAAUGGCAAUAUUAAAACCGGAAUCUUUGGAAUCUCCGCUUUUUGAUACCGAAUCCGUUUCUCAUUCACUGUUCAGAUUUGCCUCGGGGAUCCAGCGAAUAAUUGAAUGUUAAAUGCGUGAAUUUAAAGUGUGAAGUAACGAAUAUUUUAUGUAAUAUUUCAAACCAGAAAGGCGUGGAUUAAAAGAGGGGUUCAUUGGUUCAACUACCCGAAAAAUACAAGUCAAACUUCGACUGUUUCAAGCGAAGGCCCAAAACGUCUGGAACUAGUCACUAGCUUUCUGGUGUCAUAGACAGUUGUAGUUAAGAUUUCAAAGCACUUUUCUACCAAAUAGGCAAAUUCUGAGUAUAGCAAGUGUUUUCCUUGAUCAGGUUUGGAAAGGAGACUGAAGCUUUCCUUAAAUAGUUGCGUUGUAAGGCCGUAAUAAAUAAUCUAGUAGCCUAAACAGCGAUAAUUUUUUCUUGCUUCAAACUACCUACUUUUGAAACAUAUGUGGUGUUGGCUGAGUCAAAAAACUAUUUCGUUUAUAAAAUUAUUCGAUAGUUUUUUACAUUCAGUUAUUUCAGACGCGUUCUAUUUUGAAAGGCAUUGUAGGAAUAAAUUCCUGAUUAGGUUAACCACGUGUGAACACUUGCCAAAUAUCUGUUUAAUGUAAAUAUUUCUGUUUGAUCUGAGCACCUUGAGGUGCGCAAUUCAAAUACACCGAAGCGUGACAUGCCAUUGACGAGCUCUCGCUGUGCAAUACUUGAUCUCCCGUCACGGCAAUUGAAAUUAUAUACGGCCGCUUGCUUUAAAGAUUAUCUAGCUUAUAGAGCUUUUCAAGAAAAGAAUAAGUCCUUGAACAGCUUCUUGAUGCUCCCUCAUUAAGUUGGGCGCUGUAGGUCCGAACCCGCGAUUGCCUUAUUGUUUCCGCUGGUUGUUUGGCAGCUAAUUAGCAUUUUAUGCUCGUGUUUAAUUGGCGACGAUGUACGCGAUAAGUGGGGCCCCGAAGCACAUUUAAAACGCCUGUUUCCGAACGUAAUCAAUCAUUGUUGACUCUGCUCGCGAACGCUGGAAGUUGCAGAAAUUAGCCCUCCAAAGAAACAUCAUUACAUUAAGGUUUGUGAUGAUAUUCUCAAGUCAGCGUUCAUAUUAACAUACCAUGCGUUAAUCCGAGUGCGUGCACUUGUGUUUAUUACUUUGAAGUGUUGUGUCGUGAGUACACGCGCUUGACAGCAACACUGUCAAUUUGAACUUUCAUUAUGAAUUUCCAAUUAAUAGUUGUUUCAAUUGAACAGGUUCACAAGAGGACCCGAAGUCUCAAAGAGAAAUUACGAUGGCUUUGAAAACAUUGGUUGUUGCUGCUGUUAUUUUGGUGCAUUUCAUGGGUACAGUACACUCGAAAAGACGAAGAGGCAGAAAUAAUUCACCGGUAAGCCAUCAUUGUUAUACUGUGUUAAUAUGCUGAUUUUUUGUGAAUAAUUAGAGCAUUAGUUCACCGCAAACAGGAUUGAACUGAGUGACCCAACAGUUUUUCGCCUCUGCCCGCAAUCACGCAGUUUUUGUUGGUGUGUUGCGGACAUAUAGUAUGUGAUCCGUUGCAGUUUUAAUGCAGAUGAAACUAUAUAUAGUUAUGUCAGAUGUGGGUUUCGUUUUAUAUACCGCAAACAUAUGUACAUAAGAUUACAAAUAGUCGAACUCUUUUGUUUGUGCCUCGUAAUUUAACUGUAAUCUUUUCUCAAUUAAAAAUUCUUCCUGCUGGGCUAUCGAUGUUCAUUUGCGUAAAACGUCUGUGAUAUACAAUGUUUAAUAGAGAAUGAAAACCUGUUUGCAAAUUACCGAAUAUACCUCCCUGUAUGAGCCAGUCGUAAAUAAUACAAUUAUCAAAGCAUGCACAGUUGAAAGAAACGUUGAAUAAAUAUGCCGAUAACGUUGUUGGCUCCACUGAUUAAAUGAGACCUUUGUUGGUUAUCUUAUACGAUCGUAUAUAUUGCACUGUUGGACGUUUUGCUAAUGAUAACCAAAUAGUAUUUAAUACAUCCAACAGUGUGUUAUGAAUUAAUACAUAACUGACUGUAGGAGUUUUUUGCCGUGAUUUCGGUAGCCUUCAGUCUAAGCCUUGCUAAGUCUAAGGCAUAAAGUUUCUACUCGCGCCCGCUAUAUGUACGUAGUUAGAGGACAAUAAUUUAUCAGCAAUCUUUUUAUGUUGAAAUUGGAAUUAUUAAUGCGAUCCUUAAAUGGGAUCACCAUGUCAUGUUCAUACACAUAAUUAUGCGGACUCUGACGAACCAACUCCAAUUAAGGUUGCUUUUCUCUCACCAUCGCUCCAAAAUUAGUCCGUGUUUGCGCGCAGAACGUGCGUUCAAUGCAGGCUAUCUACGCAGACUAUGCCUUAUAGGAAUGUUAGGAAAAAUCCUGCGGCCAUACGUGAUAUAUGUUGAUUUUGUGAGCUGUGGAGCGACAUACAGUAUUUCUGCAGAAUGCUUGAGUGUGGGUUUUAGUAAAAUGCGCUUGUGGCAUGGCAGCACAGUGGAUCAAUAGCGCAUGCGACUUUCAUGUCAGCGUCCGAGAUUGGGUUCCUACAGAAUUCGGUUGUCUGAUUAUAAUUUCGUUUCGAUCACAUGAGUGAAAAGAGUGCUUCAGUAUUCCGGUUUACUCCAGUAAAAUAUGAAAGACUGGUCCAUUAAUUGUAUGCAAGAAUGGUUUAACAGUAUAUACAAAUCUAGUAAUUUGUAUUUCUCAAUACAAAUUCUGCAUGGACCAUUUUGGAUGUGAAACCAAAAGGUUUUCAAACCCGCACAGUAUUUAGCAUUAUCAAUUUGAUCAAUCAGUCAACGAUUGUUUCAACAAACCUAGCAAGCCAUCAUGACUACAAUCUUAUCUCUGUGGACAUACAUCAACCUGUAGACAUCUAGCGGCUGAGCGGGAAAUCUCAAUAUUACCAUAUUGUACAUCAUAUAGACCUUUUUAUAAACAUGACUUAAUGUUUGUAGUUUCUUGUCAAGAUAAAUAGCUAACCGUAUACAUAUUGAUCCCAUAGCCCUAACCGGCUUUGAGUUUAUACUGGAUAGCUCUAUCGGUUCUAAACUGUUCUUUGUAGAGGCCCAGUAAGUAUCAAGUGGAAACUAUAAAAUUAAACUAAUUUUAUGGCUUGAUAGCCAUAUCAGAUCUAAACUGUUCUCCCUUGAGGUCCAGCAAGGGUCAUCCCUUCGCUUAGCGGUGUAUUCGUUCAGUGUAACUACCGUUGCGCGCAACCUUGCUUCUGAUAUUUUAGAUACAGCACAUGAUCGAUUUUGCGCAAUUCUUGAGAGUUGAGGUUGUUUGAAUUAGUCCAAGAAUUUGUCUUCCUUUAUAUGUUAAUGUGCUUAGAACUUGCAUGUAAAAUGUUGUUUCAUCAAGGAAAUUGAUCAAAUUUUUCGCAAACAUCUUCAUUACCGGUUCAUAUAUUAUUGCCAAUGUUUCAAAUAUUGAGCGCUAAGGACGGAAUAUAUGCUAAUUAGAUUUUGCGCAAGAGCUAUAGUAUUAAGCAAAAGUUGAGUGCGUAGCCGUAGAUUAAGUCUCGGAUUAAGUAGCAUAUCUGUUUAGUACGAUUUUUUGCACGUGGAAGGAUGUGAAUGUUUUGAAAGUUUCUUGAUAUGCCAGCGUUGUAAACUGACAAAUUUACCGACGAGCUUUAUCAUGUUACAGAACUGUUGUAGGAAAUAUUAAAACUUGUGAUUCCUAACUCAUUUCUUAUAAAGUAUUUUACUAAUUACUAACAACAUUCCAUAAUUUUAAUGUGAAAAUCAAGGUGAAAAUAAGUCCCGCCUUUGGCUAUUACAGUUAAAACCUUUAAAGGAUGAAAUGCAACCUAAUUUCCGUAACAAUUUUUCUCACUUUAUUAAGUUUAAAGUGUGCUUUCAAACCCAGUAUCAAACAUCGAUUCGUUUAUUCAGUUUGGUAGUUUACAUUUUCAAAAACGGAGUUACAGAAGUUCGUGGAAUUAUUCCAAAUUUAGGUGACUUCGAUAUGUAUUGUAUACCUACUAAACUCUAUUAUUCUAAGUUAUUGAAUCGAGUGUAUAUCACACUCUCUUGAAUUAUAAGUGGUUUUAACAGUACAGAUUGCGUACAAAAUGAAUAAAAUUAGAUUAAAUUCCACACAGUAGGACAUUUUUUUAUCCCCCAAUCAAAAUGAACAGGUUUUCUUUUUGAGCCGUAUAGCCCGCCCAGUUGAUUAAAGCCGCAUUACAAUUGUUAUCAAUACAUUUAAGAAAAAGGGGAGAAGCCGCAAAGGAAAAGAAUUCUGAUGAAAAUUUUAAAUGUGAUUUACAGUUCCAGAUUAGUACAUUUUAAUGAUGCAACGUGUGAAGUGUAAGCCUAUUUAUGAGCGGUCGCAUUACGAAAAAUUAAAUUAUCGAAAUAAAGUUAAAUUUAACAGUUUAAGGUAAACCUUCCUUCCUUAGACCGCAAUUUAAUAAACAGUUUUAAAAUGUUUUCUAUAGGAAGUCCUUUUUCACACUUUGACUACGCCCGCAAUAUUGUUUUUUUCUAAUGUAUAUUUUAUACACACUCUGACCAUCUGUUACAAAAAUCUUUAAAAACAGUGUCAAUGCUGUGAAAUUCCUACGAUUGACAAAUUCUAGCAAGUUAUUUAUGUAUCAGGCUUUGAAGAGACUGUUGGGGGAGUGUGCAUGAAUUUAUAGGUGUAUAAAGAUGAGUGUAAACUCACUCUAAAUAAAAUUCCCAGAUUUAAAAAUUCUAAAAAAAAACGAACCCUAGAUUUAGUGUUAUAAUGACUCGAUUUUCACGCUAGUGUCGUAAUCAGGAACAACGACAGCACAACACCUCGGAACUUCGCAAGGGGUCGUGAAAAACAAACUGACAGGAACAUAUGUCCCACACUUGCUGUGAAGGGCGGGAAACUCGGAAAGUUACAAUCUAAACACCAGGGUGGAUUUUCACACGAAUAGAGCAGGAACUUUCAACAAAUUCACAUCUUCGAUCAGACCCAAGUGAGAUCAAAAAAUUGCGAUGUAUUGGUAGAAAAAGACUUGAUCGUGCCAUCACCUUCUAAACUUCAUACAGGCGACCCCAAGCCUAAUCCUAACUAUUCAAUAACCCUGACACUAAACCUAAUUCUAAUUAUGGCAAACCACUAGUGGCGGACACUAGAGGACCGGGGUGCACCCCACACACAAUUUCAGAAAACCUUUGAAUGAUAGCUAAAUAACUGUGUAACAAAGCUGUAACGAUAAUUUUCUAAUCAUAAAAGCAUUAUUAGACUAUAAAUUAAGCUAUGUCUUGCAUGAAAUUUAUAACAAACAACUUUAAAGAACCACUAAGAUUUCAAGCUAUGAAAGGUGGUCAUAUGCCUGAACCUACCCCCCCCCCCCCAAUAUUUCUCGAAGUGUCCGCCACUGCAAUUCAUCAUAAUUAUAUUUCUUUCAGGACUCGAAUAAAGACUCGUAUGGUACUCCAGUUAAUCCACACAAGAGUUGGUUGCAGUUUCAAAACUUAGCAAGCACGUACGACUCGUCACAAAAAGAAGAUAAUUUGUAUAAGACCAAAGAUGGAAAAGUUGUGGUGAGUUGCUCGAUCAUUCAAUGGCUGACUUCUGCCUUCAUUUUUAACACAAAAGAUACACUCAAUAUAUAUACAGAUCAGUGUAGUAGCUUUGCUUAAAUCUUCACUCCAGUUUAUUAACAGUCAGUUUUCAUUGUUUUAGUGCAAAUGUCCAAGAGGACCUCCAGGACCAUCGGGACCGCGAGGAGCGCCCGGAGCUGAAAUGACUGAAGCUCAGUUGAUGGCGAAAUUCAGAGGUUUGAUAAGAGGUAUGUUAUUCAACACUAGAUGCUAUUUACAGGUCAGGCAGAUGCGGUUUGAUGGGUUUUCCUUACAGCUGUAACCCGUACCGGCAUUUAUUAUAGUUUGAAAAAAGUUGGUUUCCCUGCUUGGAGGUUUUUUUUUGGUAUGUAAUAUUCUAUUCUCGUUUGUUUUUUUAACAAUAGCAACAGCUCAGAAGCGAUCUAGCCGAAUAAGAGAGAUUUCUGAUCAGGUAAAGAGUACACUUUGAGUAAAUUCAAUUAAGCAUUAGUUGUAAGUUAUGAUCAUCCUAUAAAAGUUAAAUCAUUUAAUUUGUCCCCCCAGGCUAUGGCUCUGAUGGCGACUGGUGCCGCAGACCUGGUUUCUGCUUUUCAUAUUGAGUUAAAAAACAACGUUCAAGUCCCCAAGAAAAGUAUGCUAGAACUACGAAACUAUAAAACGAACGUAAGUUGGAACAUACUGCCAGUUGCGCAGUGUGACCAGAUUUGGUAAAAAGUUUUACUUUUGCUUGUGAUGUUACUCUGAGUAUAUAUCCACACCGGGCAGGCUUGAAAAGUAUGCUAGGCCACCCGUGGGAAUCGAACCUACGACCUUUGGAAUACUACAGAAAAUAUCAGUUUUACUUUUGGUAAAAUUUCGUAAAUUGUCAAGAAAAUUUGGUAAUAAGUUUGUUUUUUUGGUAAAGUUUUAGUAAAGUCUGAAAGGUUUUAAUGAUUAAUAAUCAUCAGUUUGUGUUUCUUGUUUAAUAACGUGCUCAAAGUGAUGAGCAGAACUGCCAAGCCUAAGAAAUAAAGCCUUAUCAUUAGCAAAAAAUGCAAUGCGAUGAAAUUUCGAGAUACCUUUUUGGGAAUAUUUUUUCUACUUGACGCAACGAUUGUUUUUUGGCAUUAUUAUGACGUAAUUAUUUGGGAAGCCGACAUUUGGCAAAAUUUUUCUUAAUUUAGUAAAAUUUGAACAAAAUUUUGGUAAUGACUGCUGAAAAAAUCUGGUCACACUGCAUUUGCGUUCAAGCUUGAAGCGCGUGAAAAUUUUCAUGUUUGUUUACGUUAUAAACACAACAUUCCAAAGGGUUAUCACGCCUGAAUAUUUUUUUUUCAAUUCCUUUCAGGUCGGUCAGUUUGGUACUUUUGUCCGGGGGAAUGAUAUUGACUUCCGUACGGGACAAUUUACUGUUCCUUAUACGGCAAUAUACAGAUUUUCUGCGUCUGUUAAUGUUGCCCGAUUUCGGGAUGCCAGCCUGCGACCACGUGAUCUUGUCAAAGUUCUCAUCUGCAUCGAUUUUCAGUGUGACAGAAAUACGUGAGUUACUACUACUGAUGUUAAACACUAAUCCCAAAUGUUCUUGAAAAUAUGAAAGUUUUCUUGAACGUAGACAAUGUUUUUCUAUAAUCUUAACGGUCUUAUGCCAUCCACUGUAAUCCAGUGGCGUAACUACUAUGGGCUCAGACCGGGAGAACCCGGGGGCCCCCAACCUAAAUGGGGGCCCCCAGGCUUAGGCGAUAGAGCAAAAACAUUGGUCAGGGCCUCUGAUAUGUUACAGUGUCGUUUUACGACCAUCAGAAUUCUGUAAAAUCUCUCCCCCAAAGUCCAGGAAAUGGCAUUUCAGAGAGUCUAGAUUCAAAAAUUUUCCGGAUGAGCAUGCCCUGGACCCCCUAGAAUACUCGUACAUAUAUGGCGCUCGACUCGUGCCUUUGGCACUUCUUACUAGGGGGGGCCUUCGAAAAUUUUGAACCGGGGGCCCCCUGAUAUAACGUUACGCCACUGCUGUAAUCAACUAAUUUUCCGUCUGUCUUUUGAGGAAAAUUAUAGAGAAAUAUUUAGGUUAUAUAUUCUAUAUUCACAGCUCCUUAAUGACUGUUAGUGGACUUUCAUCAAAUAGCAGAGUGUUUACAGUUCGUGUAGAAGGCUUACUCUCUCUAAAGGUAUGCGUGUUACACUUAAAGGCAGCUACACACGUAAAAACGCACAAGUUGUAACAAAUAUGCAGCAGUGAUUUGUAGCAAUGCUGUUCCAAAAACUUGUUGAUAAGUUGCUACAAGCUUGUUGAGCUCAACAGACUUGUUCACAAGUUGUUCCAACAACUUGUUAUCGUCCUGCAAUUCAACAAUUUGUCAACAAGUCGUAAGUGACAACCUUGUAGCGACUUGAUAAAAUAACAGCAUUGUUACAACUUGUUCACAAGCUAAUUGCUACAAGCCUGUUGCGAACACAUCUAGUUGACAAGUUGUGAGAUUUUUACGUGUGUACUUCAAAUUGGAAAUUGGGGACCUGAUCAGAUAUCAGUUCCUAUAAUCAGGGAUUCAUUUUUCUCAUUCUUUCUCUCCAAAGCAUUAAAUUUGAAAUAUUUUUCUUGCGUAGACUGGUCAACAUGUUUCGGUGUAUGUUGAUAAUAAUUCGGGGAAUCCCAUCGUGGUACAAGCGAGAUCGACUUUUACUGGAAUGCUCAUCGGAAUCUAG
Molecule: messenger RNA, 12553 nt
Organism: Paramuricea clavata
Lineage: Eukaryota; Metazoa; Cnidaria; Anthozoa; Malacalcyonacea; Plexauridae
Source: the annotation of a GenBank genome assembly